Coccomyxa subellipsoidea C-169 is the source of this 954-nucleotide messenger RNA. RefSeq lists its product as hypothetical. Bases 1 to 954 code for a protein of 317 amino acids. The record is from RefSeq and is a predicted model, not a curated record. Lineage: Eukaryota; Viridiplantae; Chlorophyta; Trebouxiophyceae; Coccomyxaceae. The transcript has 4 exons.
AUGUUAGGGCUCGUGGGCGAAUCACUGAGACGGUGGAAUUUCGACCGGCUCGAGUACUCAGCUUCCAGUGCCAACAGCGGCAAGGUCGCUACCACUCUGUCGCGCUUGAAGAUGACAGCCGCUGUGAGGCUGGAGUUGCCCUGUUGCAUAGCAGGCGUGGAGCCAGUCCAUUCUGAGAUCCAGCCGUACAGGUGGGAGGCCGGUGAGGCCAGCAACCUGGAGGCCAAGAAAGCCACUGAAUGGCUGCAGAAGCAUGUGUGCCCUCAUGGUGUGCUUGCUGUCGCGGUGACAUCUGUGGCUUGGAUGCGGGCACAUUGGCUGGCCGAUGGGAUCAGCAUCAAGACAAGCAGCAUCUACAGCAUCUGGCCGCAGACAGUGGCUGAGGAGCUUGCUUUGAAUUUCAUGCUGGAGCAUGAUGCUAGGAUAGGUAAUCGCAAAGUGCCCGUAUUUGGUGGAGACUUCAAUCUCCACAUGAUCACGCACAGGAGCGCGCACCAGUCCUCCGAGAUUCACUGUGCUGCAAUCACCAAGGCCACGCUCGACAAGAAGCAGCUGGCAGUGGGGUGCAUGCGGGCGCUCUUGCAGCAGGGCCUUGCAGCGGUGACUGCUGGCACAGGUCCCAGCAGCGAGGGGCCUGCAGACGUGGCAGGCCCCAGUCAGCAGCAGCCACCAGACCAGCUUCGCAGACCCGAGGCACCACCAUCUCUGGAGACAUCCCAGCCUCGCAGGCCUGAGACACGGGGCUGGCUCAAAGAGCAGGGUGGGGCAGCGGGAGGGGCCCCUUCAAAGAGCCAAUAUUUUACUGCUGAACUGGAGGAGGCGUACAGCGCAGCGAUGUUGGCAAUGGUGCGGCGUCCUGAGUGGUACGAAGCACAUGGCAGGGAUGCCCCGCCCCACUCUGUGGAGCACAGCUCAUUGGCAGAGCGCCUGGCAUCAAUGAAUGUGAUUCGCUGA